Microstroma glucosiphilum is the source of this 1639-nucleotide messenger RNA. RefSeq lists its product as hypothetical. Gene Ontology annotation, molecular function: acyltransferase activity, transferring groups other than amino-acyl groups. The coding region runs from base 23 to 1618 and encodes 531 amino acids. Lineage: Eukaryota; Fungi; Basidiomycota; Exobasidiomycetes; Microstromatales; Microstromataceae. The record is from RefSeq and is a predicted model, not a curated record. The transcript is spliced from 2 exons.
AGAUACCCGUACCCUGACAAUCAUGAUCAACGAGACACAGACGCCACUGUACACAGUCGUACCUGUGCCCCUUUUGGACUCAACGACAGGAUUAACGGAUAUCGUCGCUCGACUGAGCUUGUGUUUCCAGGAGCGACUAGAUGUGGAGAAGCUCCGUAAGGCGUGGUACAAAGUCUCAUCGGCUUGGCCAAUUCUCAAUGCUCGUGUCCGAGAGUCAUCAGAGUCGCCGAGUGGCCUUGCGUAUCACGUCCCCACGCCAGCAGGAAUGGUACAACUGGAGUCGGAUCCUGAUCAUCGCAAGAGGCAGUUCUUUGCUCUGAACAUGUCCACGCGAAGCAUGGAUGAGUUCAGUCCCUCUGCUAAACGCUUGAUGUCUGAACAUGACAGCAUCAGAGUGCAGCCGGCUCCAAGUGACAGCGCCAGUGACUUCUACGCCGGUCAAAAUGCACCCAAGACCUUCCAAGACACUUUACAAAGCUCGGUCGGCGUGCUGACUGUUCAGGCGACCACCUUUCGAGACGGCACCGUUCUCUCUAUGAGUAUGCUGCAUGUACUCGGGGAUGGCUUUUGUAUCAAGGACAUACUCGAAGCGUGGACCUCGGCUCUGAAGGGCGGGACUCCCAAACCUAUGUACGACUUCGGCAUGGACAUUUUCGCGCCCUACGCUCCGGGAGGUGCCCUGUCUAGCUUGUCAGCCGAGGAGGUCAAAUUAGGAAAAGACCCUCCGCCGCCGCAAGGCUACUACGUCUACAACUGGAGGGACAAAGCUUCGUUCUUGAUGAGAUACUGGUACGAUUCGCACUUCACUGCACCUGAGACUGACAUGGAGGCAAGGUGCAUUUGUAUUCCGCAUCACAUCGUAGCCAAGCUUCAGCAAGAGGCAGCCAAUGAUCUGAAGGAUGAACCGGAGGCAAGCGUAGGGAAGUCAGACGUGCUUUAUGCUUGGCUGUUGAAACGAUGCUUCGCUGGCUUUGCGCAGUCGCGGCAAGUCAAUCCCCUGACAAUCGUCAAUCUCAGGGGUCGCACCCCCGAUACACGGGUGGAGAACAAAGACACUGGGCGCUCUAGUGCCGCUCCUAAAUGGCCAAAGCACGAUUUUAUAAAUGCUGCUUUGCCAACGCCUCUUGGAGAUCUUCAGGUCCAAGAGAUCCGCAAUAUGCCGCUGGGUCGCUUGGCGCUACAGAUUCGGCGAAAAGUGGCUAGCGGAGCUGAUUCAGAGAAUGCUCGCGCCCUGUUGGCUUUUACACUCCAUCACGGACUGUGGAAGAAUCGGACGACCAACAAGGUGGCCAUGUUCUCCCGACCAGAAUCUACAUGGCUUGCACUGACCGACUGGAGGGCACUCAAGUUUGCUUCUUUCGAUUGGUCCGGCGCCCUGCCGAAUAGCACGCACUCAGAGCCCAACAUCCCUGUCAGACCCAGCAUGCUCCACUCGACGAUGCGGACGCCUUUCUCUCGGCGGCAGCGGUUCGCCCUGAUGGGCGAAGUAAAGUCUGGAGUUCUUCUUGGCGGCAUACUGGCAAAAAGACAGUGGAAGGAUGUCGAUCACGGAUUUGGAGCGUACAUCGGAGCGGAGGGGAAAUAUGACGCUACUUCGCCUGUCAGCGCUCGUCUCUAAGCCAUUGACAAUGCAAAAGCG